AUAUGCGGCGUGCGCGCAGCGGCCGGAAGCGGCGGCGGCCCCGGCCCGGGACUCGCCCGUGUCCGGCGGCGGCAGCGGGAUCGGGGCUUCGCGCCGCCGGUGCGGAGCCGUGCGGCCGGGCAUGGGGCCGCCGCGGGGCUGAGCAGCGCGGCCCGCCCCAGCGCCCGCCAUGACCUGCACCAUCGAGAAGAUCCUUACGGACGCCAAGACGCUGCUGGAGCGGCUGAAGGAGCACGACACCGCCGCCGAGUCGCUCAUCGACCAGUCCGCCGUCCUGCACCAGCGUGUGGCCGCCAUGAGGGAGGCGGGCGCGGCGGGGACCGAGAAGGGCCCGGGCGCCGCGGCGGAGCGGCCCGACCCGUCCCGGCUGCGGCCGCACCUGCUCCUGUCCCAGGAGAACACGCAGAUCCGCGACCUGCAGCAGGAGAACCGGGAGCUGUGGAUUUCGCUGGAGGAGCACCAAGAUGCGUUAGAGCUUAUUAUGAGCAAAUACAGAAAGCAGAUGUUACAGCUUUUGCAGGGGAGAAAAGGUGAAGAUGCAGAACCGGUCUUGAAAGUUCAUCAAGCUAAUUCUUUGGAAAUUGAAAGUCAAAUAGACAGAAUAUGUGAGAUGGGCGAGGUGAUGAGAAAAGCUAUUCAAGUGGAUGAUGAUCAGUUCUUUAAAGUUCAGGAGAAACUAGCUCAGCUGGAGUUCAUUUCUGUUUCAGCGAAAAUAUUGAUUUUGCAGCUUGAAAACAAAGAGCUGCGUGAACUCUUGUCAAUCAGCAAAGAAUCUUUUGAGGUGGGGAGAGAAGAUCUGCCUGACUGUGAAGCGUAGGUCACAAAAUAACCUUAUCUCCAGAACCUGACUUCAGAGACUGUUACGAAACUACCCUACAAGGCUGGGUUUCGAUUCGUUCUUUCUUGUAUGUUUGCUUUAUCUUUCAAACGUGUGGGCUGUUUUCUCUGCGUUUUUCUGAAAUGACAUACUCUUGAUGGCAAAGGCUUGCGUUGCUGCUCCGUUGUAGUAAUUGCAGCAUACAGAUGCUUAACAAUGACAUAUUUAUGAUGUGUAGUCCCUUGUGAUAGUUUUCAUUUCCCUGUUUUUGUUAUUUUUGUGAGCUUUAGUUAAUAACUCCAACUUAAACCCACCUGUUCAGUAGCUAGAGAACAUAAUACAGGUGAUUCUCUUAUUUGGUAGAAGGGAUAUUGUUCAAAACCUCCAUUGUAAAUGGUAGGGGCACGUUUUGCUCUGCCUGCACAAAGCAGACACGCUGAGGUUUUGUUUUGCUCUGAAGAGCUGCCGCUCGGCGUUUGGCUGCGUUAACGUCGUCGCUUGGACAGCCGCGCAGAAGCAGGUCAGGAGAACCGCACUUGAAGUAGUAACUACGUCAGGAGCAUACUUUACCUUGAUUUACGGGUGAAAAUCGGAGUGGUGACCCAUUCUGACACUUGUGUGUUUUUGAAGGAUGUUAUUUAGCUAUUAUUUUUAUGGGUAGACCUGUCCCAUCUUCCCCAGUGCUCCAGGGUGGGUGGCUGCUCUGCGGGCAGCGCUCUCAACCCCGCACAGAACACGGCCCGUAGAUCAAAACUCUUCGGCCUCCCACCGCUUUGGGCUUUGGGAAGGACGAGCUGAGGCGUCCACCUCAAAACUAAACCAAAACCAACCACAUCAACACGUUUUUAAUGUUGCAUCACAGGUAAGUGUAGCAACAGAUGUUACGUAGUUAUUGCAGAAUCCUACAUUGAAUGAAAUUAGAGUUGCAGCGUUGUAGGAAUUUCUCAAUAUUGUGAUAUUUUUAAUGACGUUUUUAUAUAAAGAUUUCUUUCUUACCUGUGAUUGAAGAAUAAUCCUCCAAGAGCAGGAAACGUCUCAUUUCCAAUAUUAGUUGCAAUUUUUAUGCCACUUCCUCCCAAGUGAGAAUUUUGGUAGGUGCGGAAGGUGAUUUACAUUCCUGUGCUUGUUAAGAGACAUUUUCUUGCAACCGUUUGGAAUAUCCAGCAAGAUUGUUUGGAAGUUAAGGGAUUUCUGUACAGGAGUAUUCUUGUAUACAAUCCUUUUCUAUUAGAACUUGUGUAAGAGGGAAUAAAAAACCCCGAUGGGCAGGAUUUUCUCAA
Messenger RNA from Columba livia (rock pigeon), 2097 nucleotides. It is a transcript of the gene SIKE1, whose product is annotated as suppressor of IKBKE 1. The coding region runs from base 170 to 817 and encodes 215 amino acids. The transcript is spliced from 5 exons. NCBI's taxonomy places the organism in Eukaryota, Metazoa, Chordata, Aves, Columbiformes, Columbidae. The record is from RefSeq and is a predicted model, not a curated record.